Molecule: messenger RNA, 1788 nt
Organism: Fusarium poae
Lineage: Eukaryota; Fungi; Ascomycota; Sordariomycetes; Hypocreales; Nectriaceae
Exons: 3
Coding region: 1-1788 (595 amino acids)
Molecular function (GO): metal ion binding
Source: RefSeq, a predicted model, not a curated record
AUGAAUAGUGACGACAACCAAAACGAAAUCGACCAGCGCGACCAAGACCAAGACCAAGAUCACGACCACGACCACGACCACGACCAGGACAACGACCAAGAGACAACAUGUCCGUGGCAAACAUCUCGAUUCAACCACCAAGAAUGCUCGCGAUAUUUUGACUGUCCAUCUCACGCCAUAGAGAGGAGUCUAUCAGAGAGCGGCGAGGCAGAUGAAGGAUCUAUCCAUAGUUCCCAUUCACCCGAAACACCUCCUCCAGAUAACGACCGAGAACACGCCGACCAACAGAACUCUCGUUUCUCAGACCAAGAGCUUGCGCAGGGAGUAAACAACGGAGAUGAUGCGCAAAGUACCACGAUCAACGAACCUGACGACGAUGGAGACGCCACAUCCGCCACAACCGAUCCCGAGACGAGCGCAGAGGAAGAUGCAGGCACGGCAGUUGCCCAGGAGCCAGAACAGCCUUCGGGCACUCAGCAAAACACAGAGAUAGACGACUCGGAGAGCACAUCGUGGAACAGGCGGUCUGAACAACAAGAUUCUCCAAACACUUCUUCCGAGCAUACAGAACAGGUACAACAGCCCAGUCGAGGUACUAGCACUACCAAUACGCAAAGAGCUCCAAGAGCAUAUGCGACACCGUCUCGUGAAAGAAUGGAUGCGCCUUUGCCGUCACUUCGACCCCUCGAAGAAGCCCUACCUCCGCUUCCCCGAUCCGCUCGACAGUCCGUGUCUUCAGAUUCGCAAAGGCCUAGAUGGCAACCAGAUAACGAAGUGACAUAUUGUCCGAUCUGUCACGCUCAGUUCAGUUUCUUUGUGCGUAAGCAUCAUUGCAGGAAAUGUGGAAGAGUCGUUUGCAACUCCUGCUCGCCGCACAGAAUCAUAAUUCCGCACCAGUACAUCGUUCGACCUCCAGGCUCCGAAGCAGCUAUGCAUCAGUCCCUGCUCGUGGACGGGCUUGGAGCCGGAUACUUCGACGUGAAUGAUAUGUCGGGAGGCGAGCGAGUAAGGCUCUGCAAUCCUUGUGUCCCGGACCCGAAUACAGCGCCACCACAGAGCCCGGGUCCGCAAGCUACUCUUUCUCCACGAGUUCCUCACCAAAGGUCACGGAGCAAUAUUGGCGAUGCUUACGGGACACUGCAGUCGUCUAAUCGUCAUGGUGCAGUUUUUGCUCCGGGGACUAGUGGUGACCCAUAUCGAUAUCUCUCUCCAAGGAUGAGAAGUGUCACAAUGGGCUCUACUUCAUCCGGUUCCUCCCCUGGCCCUUCCCAUAGGAGACGUAGCGGAGCGCAUCAGACACCUAUCGAGCGUUUCCUCGCAAGUGCACAGGCUGCUUCUCCAUCUUCAUACCCAGAGCGAUACAGUUCACUAGGAGAAUCAUCAUCUAGACAACGUGCACUCCCGCCAACACCUCAGAUUGCCGAGGAAGACGAGUGCCCCAUUUGCCAUCGCGAGUUACCGUCAUCGAGUCUUCCCAACGCCGAAGCUCUACGCGAGUCUCACAUCACCAAAUGUAUUCAGACGCACAGCGCGUAUGGCACACCCCGCGGCGGGGAAGGUGGAGCACCAGUUGCCCCUCGUCGGACAGGCAUGUAUACGUACGUAGCCACAGAGAAGGACUGCAUCGACGACGCAGAGUGCACUAUUUGUCUGGAGGAGUUCACAGUCGGAGUCCCUAUGGCACGUUUGGAGUGUUUGUGUCGAUUCCACCGAGCGUGCAUCUCAUCCUGGUUUGUCAAACAUCCGGGACGAUGCCCUGUUCACCAGCACGACGGCUUCGGAUAUUGA